GUCAGUACAUAGAGCCGAGGCUUUGUGGUAGGACGGCGGCUUAAAAUGCAGCUCAGCGACGGUCCCUGCAGUAUAUCACGCCGUCUCCUGUACAAUACGUGUCAGGUCUUAAACCUUCGCAUUUAGCGUGAGAUCAACGAGCCGAUAGAAAAACCGAGAGAGAUUUUCUCGUGUGUGUGUGUGUUUUUUUUAAUCCCCGAGGCUGACCGUGGAGUGUUGUCUGCCCUGCACUGUCCGUCCGACACAACUAGUCCAGACAUGAGUAACGUUAAUCUGAUUUUUUGGGACCAGUUGCAGGCUGGCAGCUCCGAGGUGGACUGGUGUGAAGGCAAUUACCUUAUUUACCCCAGCAUCGCUGAAUUUUACAACACGAUCAGCAACAUUUUGUUUUUUGUUUUGCCGCCCAUACUAAUGUGCUUGUUCCGCCAAUAUGCAACACAUUUCAACAGUGGGAUUUACCUCAUAUGGAUUCUACUUGUUGUGGUCGGUAUUGGAUCAACAUAUUUUCACGCCACCCUCAGCUUCCUUGGCCAGAUGUUGGAUGAGCUGGCCAUCUUAUGGGUACUCAUGUGUGCUAUUGCCAUGUGGUUCCCCAAGAGAUACCUACCCCGGAUGUUCAGGAGGGAUCGGUCAAGGUUCAAAGUGGUCAUUGGCAUCUUGUCGGGAAUCACCACAGGGUUGGCUUUUGUUAAACCUGUUGUCAACUCACUGUCACUGAUGACUCUGGGCAUCCCCUGCACCGCACUGCUCAUUACUGAGCUUAAGAGGUGUGAAAACCCACGUGUGUUCAAGCUGGGCUUGAUCUCAGGGAUCUGGUGGGCGCUGGCUCUGCUUUGCUGGAUCAGUGACAGGAUAUUCUGUGAAAUGUGGUCAUCUGUCAACUUUCCCUACUUACACUGUGCUUGGCACAUCCUCAUUUGUCUGGCCUCUUACUUGGGUUGUGUUUGCUUCGCCUACUUUGAUGUUGCGACCGAGGCCCCAGAGCGGGGACCCGUCAUCAUGUUCUGGCCCAAUGAGAAAUGGGCCUUCAUUGGUGUGCCCUACGUCUCUUUUCUCUGUGUCCACAAGAAGUCUACUAUCAAGGUGACCUAAAGUGACCUGAGUCUGCUGCUGAGCUGGCUGUGCUUCCACACUUCUCACCAGGAUGGCUUCAACAAGAUACAACACCAUGUCAGUGAGUCGGGUGACGUCCACUGGUGCUCUAGUGACUGGGUAAUGUAGGUGAUGCCAACUGCAAGGAUUUAUCUUUUCCUUGUUCCCUCCCCGGUCUGGUCUUCAUUACACAGCAGUGUUUAUGCAACUCUGUCAAAGAACAAGAGGCGUCACAAAAGGAGUCUAACAUGACACAGAGUGACUUUUUAAAUAACACAAUAUCAAAGCCAAGAAACCUUUACAGUGUUCCAAAUGCAUUCUCAGGCUUUGCAUGAGAGAUCAUGUAAUCUCUAUAAGAGUGAAAGUAUUAGUAUUAUGCAUUUCAGGCUUCUUUAAAGAGAAGAUUUUGUACAUUUUAUAUUAACUCAGAAAACCUCAUUAUAAAGCAUUAUAUUGCCUUUAUAAACAUAAAUAUAGCAUCUCAUAGGUGCAGUCUGGCCGUUAUGGAACCAUGUUUAGAACCAAUAAAGCACUGGAUUCAUUAACUGUGAUUAAUGUAUAAUGCAUUAAAACUCAACGAGUCAACAAGUUCGUUCAUAAUGUUACAGACGUUAGUAAGAAGGUUAUUCACACCAAGCCUCAUGUCUUUAAAAUACAUAAUGGAUUCAUGCUGUUAUACCUGCCCUUUGUGUCGACAGGCAUUUUAAUGGAAACACUCAAACACAAAAGGCUUCUUUCUAUUUUGGGUGUGCUAUGUGUUUUUCUUCCAGCAUGCCACGGUGAUUGUUCAAGAUAGUAUGUGAGAAAUUAAUUAAUAUAUUCCUGUUUAUAUUUUGUUAACUAACAAUGUAAUAUGCAGUUAUUUUCCUAGGAAAACCAUAUCAUUGAUAUAUUACUGAAUGCAUAGGUACCCAGUGGAAAAAGAAAGAAAGAAAGAAAAACAGAAUGUGAAAAUCAAUAUGUAUUAAAAUACAAUUGACAGUUCAAGUAAAUAAUUACUUAUUUUGCACAAAAUGAAUGAAUGGUUCUCUAAGCCUUUGGCUAAGUGCAUAGUGCAGAGCGUUUCUGAACAUUAUAAUUACAGUUGAUUACUCAAAAAUUAGCUAGCUAAUGUACAGCUUUUAAUGAUGAAAAGUUUUCACUGCUAAGUUUUUUUCACCCUGACAUCUCAUCUCUUAAGCUACUCUUCAAGGUUCUUUUUUCCAGGAUCUGUAUUUUAGACAUUUUCCUAAAUGUCAUUGAAACUAUGUCAACUGUUCAAAACGCCUUAAUCAAACAGGAUAAUACAUAACAGGCAAGUGAAGGUGCAUUGUGUCCUUACGUUUGUGAUGUAUGUGCUUUGCAUUCUUACAAACUUUUUGCUCUAAAAGGUGAAAAACUGUCAGUUACAUUAAGUAGUAAAUGGAUGUGGAGUGUCAGUUAUAGCAGAUGAAAUAAUGGGACAAGUUAGGGUUUUAUUACCUCUGAGCUAAAACUAAAACUCUAAUUUAGCAUAUUUCAUUGGACAAAAAACAGAGAUUUUGUAUAUAGAGUUAAAAAGGGAAGUAUGUAUGGGUAUUUCAAAGCAAAACACUAACCCUAAAAGACAAGGAUCACCAUAGCUUUUUCACCUCAAACCAUUGUUGUACAUGUUGUUCUUGAAAGCUGCCUCAAGCUGUUUAACUAAUAUUGUUGUACUCUUGUCCUCCUGCAGAGACUUCUGGGAACUCAAACCGCUAAAAUAACUUGUGCUAACAUGAAGGGUCAAAUGAAGGAUUAUGAUUUACAAAGAAAACAACUAUUUUCCUGAGAUUAUGAAGUGAUAUUUUUUAACAACAUGAAGUAUUUUGUUAAAUCCAAAACAAUUUAUAUUUUUGUAAGUGAAGUGCAGCCAAAAUUGAAGCAACUGCCCAAGUGGUGAAUUAUUUUGAUAUUGUUUUAUUACCACCUUUGUAUUACCAAACCGUUUCUUUUUCUUUUUUUUAUUGUGUCUGUAGGAAAAACUUUGGAGACAGUAUUGAGACGAUGUCAACAAAGUACUUGUAGUUCCUGGGAAUACUUAGAUUGUCCUACAGAUACUUAGAUUGUCCUGUAUUGAAUCAUACAUCUGAUCCGCGAUGGUGGUUGUUUGUAUGAUGCAGAGAAAAAAGAAAACAUAAAUUGAGCAUUAAGUCAGUGAAUUUGUAUCAGACAUAGGACUUUGUGUGAACAGAAGAGCCUGUUAAAUGCUGCCCUUUGCAUUGUGAUGUUUGUCUCAGCAUGAGGUGUGAUUAUGAUCUCAUAUCAAAGCAAUGUCUUUUUUUUAUGGACUGUAUAUAAAUCUCAGUUUUUUUUUCUGCUUGCAUUGACAAUACAGCCAAACUGCACAGAAUAUUUAUUUUCAUAAUUUAUUCUGUUUUGUAAACAAAUAUUUGUAAUAGAUUAGAACAUAAGUACUUUAUUUUAUUUUAUGCAAUAAACCAAGCCUAUACUAAAAAA
This is a messenger RNA of Toxotes jaculatrix (banded archerfish), 3549 nucleotides long. RefSeq names its product alkaline ceramidase 2 (gene acer2). The transcript is spliced from 6 exons. Gene Ontology annotation, cellular component: membrane. Gene Ontology annotation, molecular function: hydrolase activity, acting on carbon-nitrogen (but not peptide) bonds, in linear amides. The record is from RefSeq and is a predicted model, not a curated record. Lineage: Eukaryota; Metazoa; Chordata; Actinopteri; Toxotidae. Gene Ontology annotation, biological process: ceramide metabolic process. The coding region runs from base 259 to 1092 and encodes 277 amino acids.